Messenger RNA from Atta colombica, 573 nucleotides. Its product is annotated as peptidyl-prolyl cis-trans isomerase-like. NCBI's taxonomy places the organism in Eukaryota, Metazoa, Arthropoda, Insecta, Hymenoptera, Formicidae. The transcript has 3 exons. Gene Ontology annotation, biological process: protein peptidyl-prolyl isomerization. Bases 1 to 573 code for a protein of 190 amino acids. The record is from RefSeq and is a predicted model, not a curated record. Gene Ontology annotation, molecular function: peptidyl-prolyl cis-trans isomerase activity.
AUGUUAGAUAUACAAAAACAAUUAGCUGAGAAAAGUCAAACAAAAUGUUUCUUCGACAUUGGAAUUAAAGAAGAAAAUCAGAAAUUAGGGCGUAUAGUAUUUGAACUCUAUGACAGUAUCGCACCACGUACAUGUGAGAACUUUGCAGCUUUCUGUCAUGGAGUGAAUGGACUAUCAUACAAAUACACUCCAUUUCAUCGUAUUGUCUCUGGCUACUGGUGUCAAGGAGGAGAUGUUACGAAGUUUAACGGUACCGGUGGUACUUCCAUAUAUGGUGACUCAUUUGACAAGGAAAGCUCUAAUCUACGUCAUACAGGACCCGGUAUCCUAUCGACUUGCGACAAUGAUAACGACAAAACAGACUCCAAAUUUAAUCUCACAUUUAAAUGUUUGAGAACUCUAAACGAGAAUAAGACUGUUUUCGGCCGAAUAAUAGAUGGAAUAAACAACAUCUACAAGAUCGAGGGAUUUGGUACGAAGACUGGAAAGCCAAUGAAGUCGGUGAUCGUGUUAAAUUGCGGAAUCCUGUCGACGAAACGCGCAUACGAAGUAUCAUCCAUGUUACAAAUAUGA